AUGGGUUUUGAAAUCAAGAUCAGGUUAGAUGACGAAGACGAUUCUUUGACUAGAAGACAAGGAGGAAUUUGUCAGAACGACCAUGGAGUUCCUCUUGUGACGUGGAUCAAUGAAGAGGAGACAGUUCUGGGAGUGGGCUCUGUGUUCAGAGUUGAUAAGGAUACGAAAUGCAUAGGACCUUUCCUUUACACGAGUACAGCCCGAAACAAAGUCUUUAUAGAGUGUCUUCUAGAGGAAACUAAUCAGAGACGGAGUAUUGAUAUUUGUAAUCAAGAAGCUAGCAAACUCGGUUUUGAAAUUGUAAGGAGAUAUGUUAUAUGGAACGAAGAUGAUACCGCUCAGAGACGGAGUAUUGAUAUUUGUAAUCAAGAAGCUAGCAAACUCGGUUUUAAAAUUGUAAGGAGAUAUGUUAUAUGGAACGAAGAUGAUACCGCGUAA
Molecule: messenger RNA, 438 nt
Organism: Danaus chrysippus (African queen)
Lineage: Eukaryota; Metazoa; Arthropoda; Insecta; Lepidoptera; Nymphalidae
Source: the annotation of a GenBank genome assembly